AUGUCGAGGAAGAUCGCUGUGAGAACAUCAGCCGAACACAUCUUGAAAAGAAUGCAGAACAUUACGGAAGGCGGGGAGCACCUAGGUCCCAUCAAAUCUCGUCUGCUGAAGACAAAAAGAGAUGAUGUUGAUAGACAGGAAAAAAAAUCAAAUCACUCUCCGAUACUCCUAACACCUAGUCAAGAUGAAAUAAAUCUCACUCAAAUUAUAAAUCGUUGCGAUGAAUCAACUGUGGAACGAUUUAGCGUGGAGCAUUGGAGGUUGUUGAAGGAGGAGUUGGACAACAUGAACUGCAAGCAAAUAAGAUACGAGAGGCUCUUCAACCAAAUUAUUUGGGAAGAAGAAAAUAAGCUGCAGUUCGACUAUCCUGGAGGUGGAGAGGGGUACAGGGCUCGUUGUCGAUUACUUUCCAAAUUUGAACUUUGCCUCAGAGAAUUCAACCAGUGGGCCGCAGAUGCUUACCCUAAGGUCCAUAUCCGCAACGAGUGGCCGCGAGCGAUUCUUGACGCUAUCAGUUAUCAAAAUAUAGAUUCUCUAUGGAGAAAGUAG
Messenger RNA from Helobdella robusta, 549 nucleotides. RefSeq lists its product as hypothetical. The record is from RefSeq and is a predicted model, not a curated record. The coding region runs from base 1 to 549 and encodes 182 amino acids. NCBI's taxonomy places the organism in Eukaryota, Metazoa, Annelida, Clitellata, Rhynchobdellida, Glossiphoniidae. The transcript has 4 exons.